Molecule: messenger RNA, 858 nt
Organism: Suillus paluster
Lineage: Eukaryota; Fungi; Basidiomycota; Agaricomycetes; Boletales; Suillaceae
Exons: 2
Coding region: 1-858 (285 amino acids)
Source: RefSeq, a predicted model, not a curated record
AUGCCGACACAAUGCUGCAGGAGCUCCUUGAAAUGUGCACAGAUCCUUCCCAUUGCGAAACAAGAGGCAGAGGUGGUAGGCCAUGUCCCAGAGAUGUUAUGGUCCUACAAGUUCGAAGAAACUUCCACAGCGAAAAUCCGAAAGGCCCUGGGACUUGAAGACGCCGAGCGCGGCAGCCGAGUCUUGUACAUCAUCGUAUUUAGAAAGCUUAUCCCGAUCACGACGCUCAGCGGGAUGGAGUUCCUCAGCGCAUGGUGGCAAAUUGCACUCUGUAGGUGCCAUUACGCCCUCUGGAAGAACGGCGUCCGUCACCGCGAUGCUAGCCCAAGCAACUUCAUGGUAUACCAAUUAGGCGAUCUUUGGAUCGGCGUCCUCAACGACUACGACUUAUCAUCGACCCAAGACGAUAGUCCCAGCGGCCUCGAGCGCACAGGAACGGUACCAUUCAUGGCACUGGAGCUUCUCACAAAGAAAGCCAUUGCAGGCCAAGUCGAGCACUUGUACCAGCAUGAUGCUGAGUCAUUCAUCUGGGUCCUCACCUGGGUCUGUCUUCGGUACGAAGAAGGCAAGCUCCUCAGCAAACCCAGACCACUUGAACAGUGGCUGGGAGUGGAUGCCAUUGGAUGCAGGAAGGAAAAGAACGACUUUCUGUUAGCAGGGCUCUGUGACGAAGACCUGCGUCCCUCGAGAUCGCACCAAGACACCUGGGUAAUUGCAAGGAAGUGCUUAGUGGCGAUCUGGUCGCAUAAUGGCCCAGACGGGCCCACCAAAAUGGUCGAUGAUGAGGUAUUCCGGUUGUGGCUCAAGGCCCAUGUGCCGAAGCACUUGCAUGGAGGAGUUAUUUUACCUGCCAAGUAG